Molecule: messenger RNA, 1167 nt
Organism: Nelumbo nucifera (sacred lotus)
Lineage: Eukaryota; Viridiplantae; Streptophyta; Magnoliopsida; Proteales; Nelumbonaceae
Source: RefSeq, a predicted model, not a curated record
UUUUUUUUUUUUUAAAGUGCAGUACGAAAGAAGAGAAGAUUAAAAGCAGGGCGAAGAGAUAGAGGGAUGAUGAAGCAACGGCAUUUCCUCCCCGACAAGCCAUGGUUCCUCGCAGCUGUUGCUUUGGCCGUUGUGAUAGCCACCGCCCUAGUCAUCACCACCUUCACUCGUAACGCCGAUACCUCCCUCCUCUGUUCCCUCACCGGAUCCUACCGCAAAUCAACCAGCGUCGAUGCCGACUACUUCACCACGCCAACCCAACUCCUCGCCAUCCUCCACUAUGCAACAUCGCGCGUGGUCCCACAGCAAUCACUGGCCGAGAUCAGAGUCUCCUUCGACGUUCUCAAAACUGCUUCCCCUUGUAACUUCCUCGUCUUCGGCUUGGGCCACGAUUCCCUCAUGUGGUCUGCCUUCAAUCCAACCGGUACCACCUUGUUUCUUGAGGAGGACCCCAAGUGGGUUCACACCGUGCUCAAAGACGCCCCCUACCUGCAAGCCCACACUGUCCAGUAUCGAACCCAGCUCUCCCAGGCGGACGAGCUCCUCCGGACCUACCGAUCCGAGCCCAGUUGCUUACCGGCUAAUGCUUUCCUCCGGGGCAACGACCGGUGUAAGUUGGCGCUCACGGGUCUUCCCGACGAGGUGUACAACAAGGAGUGGGAUCUGAUCAUGAUCGAUGCGCCGAGGGGAUACUUCGCGGAGGCUCCCGGUAGGAUGGCAGCGAUAUUCUCGGUGGCGGUAAUGGCGAGGGCUAGGGUGCGACCCGGGGUGACGCACGUGUUCCUACACGACAUUGAUCGCAAGGUUGAGAAGACGUUCGCGGAGGAGUUCCUUUGCAGGAAAUAUUUGGUGAAUUCAGUGGGUAGGUUAUGGCAUUUUGAGAUCCCACCGGCGGCUAAAGUGAGCGAUGGUAGUAGUACUAGCGAUUCCCGGUUUUGCUAGAACGGAGGAGCUGCGUCUUAUCUCUGUCUGUCUCCGUUAUUCAUUCGGCAGCUAAAAAUUCUUGGGAAUAAGGUUUGGUGGAAUUACUCGUUGUUUUAGAUGUUAUCUUCUUCCUUCUUCUUCUUUCUUUCUUUUUUUUUUUUCUAUUUUCCUUAUCAAUUAAUCGGUUAUCAUUAUUAUUAUUAUGGAUACGGCGAAAGAGGAUUAUGAGUUUUGGAACAGAAA